Molecule: messenger RNA, 870 nt
Organism: Camelina sativa (false flax)
Lineage: Eukaryota; Viridiplantae; Streptophyta; Magnoliopsida; Brassicales; Brassicaceae
Source: RefSeq, a predicted model, not a curated record
UGUUAAGAAAGGCUCAUCUAAAAGGGAAUUAUACAGCCUUAGACCUUCCAUAUCGGUAGUCUUUUAGAGGGGUUUAUAAUGUUUUGAAGGAAAAAAAUAAUUCAGAGAAAAGAAAAAUGCUAAGGGAGGCUGUUAUAUAGUAUACUCAUCUUUGUUACGUGUCACUUACUUGUUGGCUAAAACAAAAUAUCGACUGAUUAUUUUUUUUCUUCCUCUCAAUCUCUAUGUCUCUCUCUCUCAAUCGAAGUGGAAUUGGCAAUGGAAGAAAAUGGAAUCAAAGGAGAUGAAAUCAGAGGACAAUCGGGUCGGAGGAGAUGCGACGGAGAUUGAAUCGGCAGAGGCUAAUUGGAGGGUUUUGAAUCGAGUCCGAGAUUGUAUCGGAGGCAAAGCUCCUUCUCCUGCUUCCAUGGCUGUCCAAAAACUAUGCUCUGUCUUGGGAUUCUACUCUCAAGCUAUUCAUCUAGUUUCAGGAAAUGGUGGACAAGAUGGGUUACGAAUUAGACUUGUUCGAGUCACCAAAAGAGUUAACGAGGCGUACUUUACCCAGUUAUACCUUUCACAGGUGGGUAAUGCCUCAUAUAGUAUCAGCUACGACCUUUGGUCUUCAGAUGCAAUUAAUAUAGCUGUUAGAUGCAAGGAAUCUACUCUCAAGCUAUUCACCGCUAUGAAGAACACAUGCGUAUAGACGAGCUAUGAAGACUUCUCACCAUUGAUGCAAUGUAAUUAAGCGUCCGUCCGUACUGACUUUGUGAAAGCUUUGUGUUGAGUAAAUGGCAAAACAGAAUCAGUGAAGACUUUGAGUUUUUCUUAUUGUAAUAUGUAUUAUGUUUUGUAUGUUUAUAAAUUAAUUAAAUGCAAUAUUUUUUUAUU